UACCUCUUGGAAGAUCAUGCCUUGGGAACAGACAGACAGAGGAGGCGAGAGGAGAUGCGGUUACCUCUGGUCUGGGGCAGGGGUGAAUGACCCAUAAACGCUGUCCUGCUACCACAGAGCUUCAGCGACCUGUGCGCGCGCCCGCCAUCGCAGAUGCGCCCCAGCUGUCACUCCGCUGCGUGCUCUCCUCCCUCUGCUUGCUUGCUGUUGAGCACGCGCGCUCUGCUCCCUCUGCCUCUCCCCCUCUUCGGUCUGUCUUCCUCCCGCCCUCCCUCUUUCGCUUCAGUUUGUCGCUGACCCCGCAGCCCCCUCCCCAGCAGUGGCAGCUCAGCCUAUGGGUCCGCCUCCUUCUCAGGCGCUGCCCAGGCUCCCGCUGCCCUGAGCUAGACCCGACAUCCCCGCGUUCUGCCUGCCAAGCUGCCCAUGUCCAGCUACCUGGUUUGAGCAUCAGGUUCCAGUGCAAAAAGGCCUCAGUUUCUCCUGGACCAGUGACCAGCCGAAGAGCAGGAACCCCUGAGCUGAAGCAGCUAUAGAUCUACUAGCUGGCAGAAGACAGUCACUGUGAUUCACCACAGGGUGACAGUGGGAUCAGGAGCUGGGCACAGCACCUCACGUCCUGUCAGCAGGCACUACGGAGGGGAGGGCCGGGACUCUGCCUCCUCACGGCUAUGGACUGAUAGUCGCUGCGUGCUGAGGGGCUCUCUCCAGAGCUGCAGAGAGUGUGGGCUCCACCAUGCUGGCACCAGGCAGUGGCCCAGAGCAGAGGAGCAAGCUUGCCCUGCACUGGAGGCAGAUCUCCUGGAUCACCUGCUGGAUUGCCCUGUGUGCUGUGGAGGCGCUCCCUGCCUGCCCUUUCUCAUGCACAUGUGACAGUCGCAGCUUGGAGGUGGACUGCAGUGGCCUGGGCCUCACCUCUGUGCCCCCGGAUGUGCCCGCUGCCACCCAAAGCCUUCUGCUCCUCAACAAUAAACUAAGUGCCCUGCCCAGCUGGGCAUUCGCCAACCUGUCCAACCUGCAGCGGCUGGACCUGUCCAACAACUUCCUGGACCAGUUACCGAGGUCCAUUUUCCAGGACCUGGUCAAUCUGACAGAGCUCCAGUUGCGGAACAACAGCAUCAGGACCCUGGACAGGGACCUGCUCCAGCACUGCCCGCUGCUUCGCCAUCUGGAUUUGUCUAUCAACGGCCUGGCCCAGCUGCCCCUGGGGCUUUUUGACGGGCUCCUGGCUCUUCGAUCCUUGUCCCUUCGCUCCAAUCGUCUGCAGAGCCUGGACCGGCUGACCUUUGAACCCCUGGCAAGCCUGCAGCUACUUCAGGUUGGGGACAACCCAUGGGAGUGUGACUGUAACCUUCGAGAGUUCAAACACUGGCUGGAGUGGUUCUCCUACAGAGGGGGUCGUCUAGACCAGCUUGCCUGCACUCUUCCCAAGGAGCUAAGGGGGAAGGACAUGCGUGCGGUACCCAUGGAGAUGUUUAACUACUGUUCCCAGCUAGAGGACGAGAACAAUUCUGCUGGGGUGGAUGCCCCAGGGCCACCCUGCACCAAAGCCAGCCCAGAGCCUGCUAAACCUAAGCCGGGGCCCGAGCCCGAGCCCGAGCCUGAGCCCAGCACUGCCUGCCCUCAAAAGCAGAGGUACCGGCCCGUGAGUGUGCGGCGAGCCAUCGGCACAGUGAUCAUUGCGGGUGUAGUAUGUGGCAUUGUCUGCAUCAUGAUGGUGGUGGCUGCUGCUUACGGCUGCAUCUAUGCCUCCCUCAUGGCCAAGUACCACCGGGAGCUCAAGAAGCGCCAGCCGCUGAUGGGGGACCCCGAGGGUGAGCAUGAAGAUCAGAAACAGAUCUCUUCUGUGGCAUGAGCGCUGUCUGUUUGGCCCAGGUAGGACAGCCAGGAGGCUCCACGGAACUGCUACUAAAAGGGCUGCCCUUCCCUCCCUCAUAUGCUCUGCCUCAGUCUGACACUGCUACUGCCUCCCUCAGCAACCUGGCCCUCGUCUGCCCUCCAGUAGAGCAGCCUCCCAGUCUCUUUCCAAGGUUCUAGAAGUUUCCCUUGGCCAAAGGUUCCUCUCUGGGCCCCUGGUCUUUAGAACACCAGAGCGUCCCUGUAGACUCUGACCACAGGGAAGAACCGACACCACAAACACCGAACACCUCCCUCCUGCCCAGGGCCAACACAGCUGGAGACCUCUCCCUACCUCCUAUUGCUCAUUCCCACUUCAGUCUGCAUAGGGCCUGAGAGGGAGGGACAGGGGAGCAGGGGUAAUGUUUGUGACUCCUUUUGAAGCCAGAAAGAUAUUCUUAGAUCCUUGCAGCGUGAAGCUCGUCCGGCUCUCAGAGGCUGGUGCCAAUGUGCAAACACCCCCCAGCCCUGUGAUCUGGGUCCAGUGCUUAGAAAAACCAAAGUGACUAUAACGUCUUCCUUGGGUGGAUGCCAUUGUGUUCCUUCAUCUGCUACAGACUCUGACUACAUUGCUCUGGGUUUAUUAAUUUUAUAUUUUUGUUUUAGCGUUGGGUUUUGAGACAGGGUUUUACUCUAUAUGCUAAUUCACUGUCGAACACAGGGCAUUGCUAUCACAGUCACACACACACACACACACACACACACACACACACACACACACACACACACACACACACACACACACACACUAGGCUCCAGGCUCCUGAGAGCUCAGUUGUAGACCUCUGGGUAUGCCUGGGAUCCUCUACCCUGCCAGGUCCCAGGCACACCCAGCAGUUCCCACUGCCACAGCCUGAAGCCUCAUUUGUGUUCCUCUGCUUCUCCUGCCUCCUCUGUCAUCUGCAUCAUUUGUUUGUGACCUCAAGGCUGGGUCUGGGCUGUGCUCUGAGAUUGGUGGUUCACCUAAAGGAGAGCAGAUGUCAGGCUGUGGGUCCUCGAUGAGGCUGGCUGCCUUCAACACAUUCGCAAGAACAGGAACAGGAUGGCUACAUUCUGUUCGGAGUCCUCAGCGAUGGGGCUUCCUUUCCCCAGGGGUUCAUAGGUUCUGCCUGGUUUCCUGGGAGUGUGCAAUUGCACCUGGGCUGGUACAAGCUAAAAAGGGACUGUAGUCCUAUCUGGGAUGGAGACUGUUUUCCCCUGGGCUGUGCACAUAUUCAGGGUUGCUGUCUGCUUUUCUCAACUGUCCCCUCCUUAGAGACUGGUGUUCCUCUGUAAGAGAUGCCAGGCUAAUACCUUGCCUUGAGAAGGGUCUAGGUGGUAGCCAGAAAGAGGCCAGAUAGACACGGAGGCAUUGAGGACUCGUCUACGGGGCAUGGGGCAGCCUUCUAUCACGUGCUCUACUAGCAGGGGUGUGCACUGGGAGUCUCCGGAGAGCUUUCACGGUGGCUCUCUGGCCUGUACACAGAGAGCACGGGCUGCUAUACAGGAUCACAGGAUCCUCUAGGCCAGGCCACAGCCUGCCUUCCUCUUUUGGCUGGUGGGCCAAUCCCAGAGCUGGGAUUUUCUAAGGGCCUGGGGGAGGGAGGGUGUUGUCAGUGGUGAUAUCUUUAGCCUGAGACAGAAGAUUUUUAAAGGCAAAUUAUAUUUCUGGUUUGUUGUUUCAGAAGACCAAUAAAGACUAUUUUCCUAUGUA
This is a messenger RNA of Mesocricetus auratus (golden hamster), 3586 nucleotides long. It is a transcript of the gene Lrtm2, whose product is annotated as leucine rich repeats and transmembrane domains 2. NCBI's taxonomy places the organism in Eukaryota, Metazoa, Chordata, Mammalia, Rodentia, Cricetidae. Bases 734 to 1852 code for a protein of 372 amino acids. Gene Ontology annotation, molecular function: protein binding. The transcript has 5 exons. The record is from RefSeq and is a predicted model, not a curated record. Gene Ontology annotation, cellular component: plasma membrane.